AUGGAUGAAAACAACAGUAUCAGUGUUUCGGUGAUUGCACCUACAUUCCCUACUACUAUGGAGACCGAUGCAAAGGCCACGAUCUUCAACGAAACUUUGCUAACGAAAGACGAAAAUGAGGCAACCGCGACCUACGCGAGUUCAUUUGCACUCGUCGUUCUCAGUUUCGAUCGGGCCGAAGCCGUCAUUAACCCGCUCAGAUCAACAAAGAAGACGUGUUUAGGUGCGAUGCGUCGGCGAGACCUGGCCAUUUGUAGUUGGGUUGCGGCGUGCAUUUGUGGACUUCCGGGUCUGGCCCUAGCCCACUUGCGAAAUGACCCCCAACAAGGUCCCAAUUGCUACAUAAAUUUCCAACUCGUUUCUCCAAGGGUUUACCUAACAAGUGUUGCCGUGACCGUAUUUAUACUUCCCGCCCUCUUCAUUACCGUUUGUCACGUCGUCAUGGUAGUCCGUAUAUGGCAAGCUGCCUCCCACAGAGAUCACGGACUGGCAAUCCGUGAAAAUCCGCCGGUGUCAGCAAAGAAAUCUCGACCGGCAGUCGACCACCUCUGCCACGAAUCCUCGACUGCGCAUGCCGACAACAUUGUUGCUUCGGGUGCACAUAUCAAAUGGAGCUCUCGUGGCACCAGCGUCAACCGCGCCACAGCCUCUACUGGGUGCAUUCCACGAGCGAGAAUCAAAACAGUCAAAAUGACUCUUGUCAUCGUAUCUGGUAUGAGUGCGCGUUUUUGCUAA
Molecule: messenger RNA, 735 nt
Organism: Mesocestoides corti
Lineage: Eukaryota; Metazoa; Platyhelminthes; Cestoda; Cyclophyllidea; Mesocestoididae
Source: the annotation of a GenBank genome assembly